UAGUGGGCAUUAUGAUCAUCAAGUGCGGUGACGAAAUAUAAAAUUUUGUUUACAACUUCUCAUUCAACGAUCAUCUCACUCUCUGCCAUUCAAAACUCGAGUUUCCUAUUCAUUUUAUGCUUGCGACAAGAGGUGCGUAGUGCCCCGGAGGCCUAGAGUACUAAGACAUCCUAGCUUGGUCGGAGAACUGGUAAAAGAUACAAAGAGCUUUAUUUAUCUUCUCUCAAAUUUGAAUCCCAUCAAGUACACAUUACUUUUGGAAGUAUCAGAAGAGCUCUAACGCCCUAGCAGAAAAAUGUGUACUCCGCAAGGCAUAAUUGAGCAUUUGGGAUGUAUGGUCUUUGAUGAAGCCGUCAAAGCAGUGACUAAAGCAGGAAAAUAUGUUUGUCAUUACAGGACAAACUUGGACAAUUUGCAAAGGGAAAUGACAUUUCUUGAAGAUCGUAGGAAAAUAAUCGAAAGAGAAGCCAAUGAGGCCAUUGGUCGCGGUGAAGUGAUUGAGGAGGAUGUUGCACACUGGCGAACGGACACGAACACGAUGAAAAUUUACGUUUACCUUAUGAGGCAAAGUACAUGCUCAAGUCUUAACAUCAAGUGGCGGUACCGAUUGAGCAAACAAGCAGAAGAGAACAUAGAGGCUGUUAAGAAACUCGCUCAGGGAAGCCAUUUUGAUAAAAUUUCACACCCUAAGCCGCCGCCUCCAGAACUUGAAUUUCCAUCUGCCGAGAAUUAUAUUCACCUGGAUUCUCGGACGCCAAUUCUUGAGGAUAUUGUGGGUGCAUUAAGAGAUCCCAAUGUUGAAAUGAUUGGCGUGCAUGGGCUAGGAGGAGUCGGUAAGACCACAUUAGUCGAGAAGGUCGCCAAAAAAUUGCUAGAUGCUGGAACUUUUAAGCAAGUCCCGCUAGUAGCUGUCUCCAAGGAUCACAAUGUGAAGGACAUACAAAAAAAACUGGCUGACAAAUUGAAUUUUACAUUGGAUGCCAGGAAGGAUGAAAACGGAAGAGCGAUUGAGUUGUGGAAUAAAUUCAAGAAUGGCGAGAAAUAUCUAGUAAUAUUGGAUGAUAUUUGGGAAAAGGUGGACCUGAAGGCAAUAGGUAUUCCUGUCAUGGAAGGACAUAUAGGGUGUAAAGUUGUGCUAACGUCUCGAAAGGAAGAUUUGUUAAGAAUCACAAUGAAAGUCGAUAGAAAUUUUCCAAUUGCAGUGCUACCGGAGGAAGAAGGAUGGAACCUGUUCAAGAAGAAGGUGGGAAAUACUAUCGAGUCUCGGCCAGAAAUAGAUUCCCUAGCACGCGAAGUGUGUAGAAAAUGCAAAGGAUUGCCGGUCGCCAUAAAUGCUCUUGGAGCCGCGUUGGAAGAUAGGCCAUACCACACGUGGAAGAAUGCUUUGGAUAAGCUAGAGAGGCACAUGCUCACACAUAUUGAAGGUAUUGACCCAAGUGUUUGGGCCUCCUUAUGGGUGAGCUUCGAUAUGUUACAGUCCUCAGAUGCGCAAUCUUGUUUCUUGCUCUGUUGUUUAUUUGCUGAGGAUGCUGAGAUUCCGAUUGACGAGUUAAUGAGACACUGCAUGGCAAGGAGUUUGCUUGCUCAAAACCCUCGUACAUUUGAUGAAGCAAGAACUGCCAUGUGUACAGUGGUUGAUGUCCUCAAAUCAGCUUCUUUGUUGUCAACUGGCGAUCAUGAAACUGUUGUCAAAAUUCAUGAUGUCAUUAGAGAUGUUGGUAUCUCAAUUGCACGUGAGAAAGAAGCAUUUCUGGUAGAUCAUGGUGCCCUUCGAUUGCCACAGAAUCCCACAAAUGGACCAUCCUACAAAGCAAUGUCAUUAAGUUUCAAAAGUAUUAAAGGGCUUUCAGAUGGGUUGGUAUAUCCAGAACUCCACACCUUAAUGGUUGCUAAUAGCGAACUUUCGGAUCUUGAGUUUCCAGACAACUUUUUCAAUGGGAUGAUGCAACUUAAAGUGUUAACUAUUACUGGAAUCCGUAUGCGGCGACUCCCGUCAUCACUUGCAAAAUUGAAAAACCUUCGGAUGCUAUAUCUGAAUGAAUGCAAGUUGGAUGAUAUUGCUGUACUUGAGGACUUGAAGAGUAACCUUGAAGUGCUUGAAGUGCUUAGUCUUAAAGGUUCUAAUAUCGAGGCGUUGCCACCAGAGAUCGGACAAUUGACUAGUCUACGGGUGUUAGAUUUCCAAGAUUGUGACAAACUCAUGGUGAUUCCACGAGGGGUCAUAUCCAAUUUGACUGGCCUGGAGGAAUUAUACUUUCCAAUGACAUUUGACAAAUGGGAGGCCACAACAGACGAGCAACAAGACACCAGCAGCAGAGACAAUGUGAGCCUCGAGGAGCUAAGAGAGUCAUUGGCUAAUGCUCAAUUAACCACUUUACAUAUCCAUGUACCUAAUGUCGAGCUACUACCCAAGGAGGAUCUAAAAUUGGCGGACCUAAAGGGAUUUAGGAUAUCAGUGGGUUCAGAAUUCGAUUAUUUUGAAGCAUUAAUUUCUCGAACAUGCAUGUUGAAACUAGAAGGGAUUCAAUUAAGAAAUAAAUUCAUCCCUUUGGUGGACAAAGCUGAAGUGCUAAUCCUCAAGUUAGAAUCGUCCGUGCAUCCGUUACAGUUGUUCAAUAAGCUAACUGUGUUAAGUAUUGAACAAUUUAAGUUAAAGUAUCUCUUCUCCCCGACCACCGCUAGAGGACUUGUCCACCUGGAAGUACUAAAAGUAACCUCCUGUGAGAUCAUAGAGGGAAUAGUUGGAUUUGAAAGGCAAAAAGAUGAAAAUGAAAUCACAGGUGAGGUGAAGUUUAGUAAACUAAAGCAACUGAAAUUGACAAGUCUUCCGAACCUCAUAAGCUUUUUUGCCGAAAAGGAGGAGAUGGGAACAACCAUGGGAAGCUUUUCUGCUCGUGCCCAACCUCUUUUCAAUGAACAGGUUAUUUUCCCUGCUUUGGAGGAAUUGACUAUUGAUGAGCUGGGUAACAUAAUAAAGAUUUGGGACAAGCAAUCAAUAGCUGUUUUGGAAGAACAAGGGUCUUUCUGCCAAGUGAAGUCCGUCGAUGUCAGAAGAUGCGCGAAACUGAUGCAUGUGUUUCCAUCCAAUAUGCAUCCACAGUUAAAGAAUCUAGAAAGGCUUGAAGUAUAUAGGUGUGAAACCCUGAAGGGAAUAGCUGAAUUUGAGGGAGAAAUAGAUGAAGAUGGACUUAGAAAUGAGGUUACUUCCCCUGCCCAAGAACAUUUAGAGAUGGUUAGGAUAACAGAGAUUCAGGACAAGCAACCACUCCCAGAACCCAAAAAAGAAGUUGAAUCCUUGUGCAAACUUACGGACAUUUGUAUUAACAAGUGUGACCAAUUGUUGUAUGUAUUUCCCUCCCAUAUGCUUCCUUUAAAUCUGGAAGAACUCGAGAUAGAAGACUGUGACGAGUUGGAGGUGAUAUUCUCAAAGGACCCGAAGGAGGAGAAAGAAGCAAUCAACGAUGACAUCAUUGUGUUCCCUCGCUUAAAGAAAGUGAGACUUUGGAAAUUGCCUAAGCUCAAAAGUUUCUAUACUGAAACGCAAGGCUUCUUCUCCCACAAGGUUAUUUGCCCUGUCUUGGAGUGUUUGAUCAUUAAUGGACUGGGUAACAUAAUAAAGAUUUGGGAAAAGCAAUCAAUUGCAGUGUUGGAAGAACAAGAGUCUUUCUGCAAACUGGAAGAUUUGCAAGUCACAAGCUGCAGUAAACUGAUGCAUGUGUUUCCGUCCAAUAUGCAUCCACUGUUAAAGAAUCUAAAAACCCUACAAGUGAACUCCUGUGAAACCAUGAAGGGAAUAGCUGAAUUUGAGCGAGAAAUAGAUGAAGAUGGACUUAGAAAUGAGGUUGCUUCCUCUGCCCGAGAACAUUUAGAAAUGGUUGGGGUAACAGAGAUUUAUAUUAUGAAGUGUGACCAAUUAUUGUAUGUAUUCCCCUCCCAUAUGCUUACUCAGAAUCUGCAAGGCCUCCGGAUAGAAAACUGUGACGAGUUGGAGGUCAUAUUCUCAAAGGACCCGAAGGAGGAGAAAGAAGCAAUCAACGAUGACAUCAUUGUGUUCCCUCGGUUAAAGCAUGUGUCACUUCUCGAAUUGCCUAAGCUCAAAAGUUUCUAUACUGAAACGCAAGGCUUCUUCUCCCACAAGGUUGCUUUUCCUGUUCUGGAAACUUUAAAUUUUUGGAAUUUAUCUAAGAUAACAAGGAUUUGGGACGAGCAACCACUUUCAGAACCAGAAAAAGAAGCUAAAUCCUUCUUCAAACUUACGAACCUUUCUGUUGUUGGUUGUGAGGACUUGGAGUAUGUAUUGCCCUUGUAUAUGCUUCGUCAAUUAAUGAUUCUGCAAAGUCUCACCAUAACUGGUUGUACGAAGAUGGAGGUGAUAAUCUCAAACAACCUGAAGGAGAAAGAAGCCACCAACAACAAUCAUACCAUUCGGUUCCCUCAGUUAAAGACCCUGGAACUCGAGGAUUUGCCUAAUCUCAAAAGUUUCAUAUGUGGUGAAACGCGACUCUUCUUCUCCGACAAGGUUAUUUUCCCCGUGUUGAACAAAUUGAGCAUUCGAAAGAUGCAUAAAAUAAUUGAGAUUUGGGACAAGCAAUCAAUAGCAGUCUUAGAAGAACACGGGUCUUUCUGCCAACUGACGAAUUUGGAUGUCUCCAAAUGCGAGAAACUGAUGCAUGUGUUUCCUUCCAAAAUGCAUUCACCGUUAAAGAAUCUGAAAGUUCUAUGCGUGAGUGAUUGUCCAACCAUGGAGGGAAUAGUUGAAUUUGAGGGAGAGAUAGAUGAAGAUGGACUCAGAAAUGAGGUAUGUUUUAGCAAAUUGAGUUCCUUGAAAUUGUCCAGUCUACCCAACCUUGAAAGCUUCUGUACCAAAUUGGGGAAGGCAGGCACAACUGAAGGCAACUGUACUAUCCAUGCACUACCUUUAUUCAACGGAAAGGUUGCUUUUCCUGUUCUGGAAACUUUAAAUUUUUGGAAUUUAUCUAAGAUAACAAGGAUUUGGGACGAGCAACCACUUUCAGAACCAGAAAAAGAAGCUAAAUCCUUCUUCAAACUUACGAACCUUUCUGUUGUUGGUUGUGAGGACUUGGAGUAUGUAUUGCCCUUGUAUAUGCUUCGUCAAUUAAUGAUUCUGCAAAGUCUCACCAUAACUGGUUGUACGAAGAUGGAGGUGAUAAUCUCAAACAACCUGAAGGAGAAAGAAGCCACCAACAACAAUCAUACCAUUCGGUUCCCUCAGUUAAAGACCCUGGAACUCGAGGAUUUGCCUAAUCUCAAAAGUUUCAUAUGUGGUGAAACGCGACUCUUCUUCUCCGACAAGGUUAUUUUCCCCGUGUUGAACAAAUUGAGCAUUCGAAAGAUGCAUAAAAUAAUUGAGAUUUGGGACAAGCAAUCAAUAGCAGUCUUAGAAGAACACGGGUCUUUCUGCCAACUGACGAAUUUGGAUGUCUCCAAAUGCGAGAAACUGAUGCAUGUGUUUCCUUCCAAAAUGCAUUCACCGUUAAAGAAUCUGAAAGUUCUAUGCGUGAGUGAUUGUCCAACCAUGGAGGGAAUAGUUGAAUUUGAGGGAGAGAUAGAUGAAGAUGGACUCAGAAAUGAGGUAUGUUUUAGCAAAUUGAGUUCCUUGAAAUUGUCCAGUCUACCCAACCUUGAAAGCUUCUGUACCAAAUUGGGGAAGGCAGGCACAACUGAAGGCAACUGUACUAUCCAUGCACUACCUUUAUUCAACGGAAAGGUUGCUUUUCCUGUUCUGGAAACUUUAAAUUUUUGGAAUUUAUCUAAGAUAACAAGGAUUUGGGACGAGCAACCACUUUCAGAACCAGAAAAAGAAGCUAAAUCCUUCUUCAAACUUACGAACCUUUCUGUUGUUGGUUGUGAGGACUUGGAGUAUGUAUUGCCCUUGUAUAUGCUUCGUCAAUUAAUGAUUCUGCAAAGUCUCACCAUAACUGGUUGUACGAAGAUGGAGGUGAUAAUCUCAAACAACCUGAAGGAGAAAGAAGCCACCAACAACAAUCAUACCAUUCGGUUCCCUCAGUUAAAGACCCUGGAACUCGAGGAUUUGCCUAAUCUCAAAAGUUUCAUAUGUGGUGAAACGCGACUCUUCUUCUCCGACAAGGUUAUUUUCCCCGUGUUGAACAAAUUGAGCAUUCGAAAGAUGCAUAAAAUAAUUGAGAUUUGGGACAAGCAAUCAAUAGCAGUCUUAGAAGAACACGGGUCUUUCUGCCAACUGACGAAUUUGGAUGUCUCCAAAUGCGAGAAACUGAUGCAUGUGUUUCCUUCCAAAAUGCAUUCACCGUUAAAGAAUCUGAAAGUUCUAUGCGUGAGUGAUUGUCCAACCAUGGAGGAAAUAGUUGAAUUUGAGGGAGAGAUAGAUGAAGAUGGACUCAGAAAUGAGGUAUGUUUUAGCAAAUUGAGUUCCUUGAAAUUGUCCAGUCUACCCAACCUUGAAAGCUUCUGUACCAAAUUGGGGAAGGCAGGCACAACUGAAGGCAACUGUACUAUCCAUGCACUACCUUUAUUCAACGGAAAGGUUGCUUUUCCUGUCCUGGAAAGUUUGGAUUUCAGGAAUUUAUCGAAGAUAACAAGGAUUUGGGACGAGCAACCACUUUCAGAACAAGAAAAAGAAGCUAAAUCCUUCUGCAAACUUAUGGAGAUUAAAGUAGAGGAUUGUGACCAAUUGGAGUAUGUAUUGCCCUUGUAUAUGCUUCCUCAGUUAAAGAAUCUGCAAAGACUCGACAUAUGGGAUUGUUGGAAGAUGGAGGUGAUAAUCUCAACCAAUCCAAAGCAGAAAGAAGCCACCAACAACAAUGAUACCAUUCGGUUCCCUCGGUUAGAGAAAGUGUCGUUUUGGGGCAUGCCUAAUCUCAAAAGUUUCAUAUGUUGUGAAACACAACUCUUCUUCUCCAACAAGGAUGCAUUCCCAGUGUUGGAGGAAAUAGAUCUCGAUGAAGAUUCAGAGAUUUUGGAGAACAACAAAAUGGCAGACACUUCUGCUGCUCAAGCUAGGAAAGGCAAAGAUAUCCAAGGAAUUCCUUGGGAGAGGCUUAAUAUCACAAGGGAAAAGUAUAGGCAAACUAGGCUAGAACAGUACAAGAAUUAUGAGGGCAUCCCUCAAUCUGGCAAGCGGUCAGAGAAAGAUUGCAAAGUCACAAUGAAAGGGGGUAUGUAUUAUGAGUUCAGACGUAAUUCAAGAUCUGUGAAAUCAACGAUACCUCAUCACCAGUUGAGGAACUUGGUUUGGGCUACAUCAAAGCAUGAUAUUUACUUUAUGUCACAUUUUUCUGUUACUCAUUGGUCUGCAUUAACUUGUAACAAGACUGAGGUUCUUAAUGUUUCUGGUCAUGUCGCACCAUGUGAGAAACAUCCAGGAAGUCUACUAGAAGGAUUUACCCCGACUAAAGUUAGCACACUUGCAGUAAAAGAUAGGUUGCUUGUUGCUGGGGGGUUUAAGGGAGAACUCAUUUGCAAGAAUUUAGAUAGACCUGGAGUUUGCUUCUGCACAAGGACAACAUUCGAUGAUAACGCAAUUACUAAUGUAGUAGAGAUCUAUAGCACUCAGAGUGGUGCAGUUCAUUUCACAGCUGCCAACAAUGAUUGUGGUUUUAGAGACUUUGAUAUGGAAAAUUUUCAGCUUUCUAAACAUUUCAGCUUUCCUUGGCCAGUGAAUCACACUUCCUUGAGUCCUGACGGUAAACUUCGUAUAAUUGUUGGAGAUAACCCAGAGGGUAUGUUGGUGGACUCUGGAACUGGGAAGAUGGUCGCGUCUUUGGUUGGUCACUUGGAUUUCUCAUUUGCAUCAGCAUGGCACCCUGAUGGCCUCACCUUUGCUACUGGGAAUCAGGACAAAACCUGCCGGAUUUGGGAUGCCCGAAACCUAUCCAAGUCAGUGGCGGCUUUGAAGGGGAAUCUCGGAGCCAUAUAUUCGAUUCGCUACUCAUCUGACGGUUGUUUCAUGGCAAUGGCAGAGCCUGCCGAUUUCGUCCAUGUUUUCGAUGCCAAAAGUGGGUAUGAGAAGGAACAAGAGAUCGAUUUCUUUGGCGAGAUAUCUGGCAUGUCUUUCAGUCCUGACACGGAAUCGCUCUUUAUUGGAGUGUGUAACCCUACAGAAGGUGGCCUUCUUGGAGUGUGGGACCCUAGAUAUGGUCGUGGCCUUCUUGAGUUUGGCCGACGAAGGAAUAACUCAUGCCCUGAUUCUAUGAUCUGAGUGGGUGAUUGGACCUCUCUGCAAAUAAGUGUACAAAUAAAUAUGCAAAGGGGGGCUCUCUCAUUCUAUCAUCUCAAUUUGGCAUAAAAAUUAAUUAAUGUGUUGUGGGAUUUAGGUUGUUAGUGUUCUUUUAGUAGGAGUGUUCUAUUUGGAGUGAUCAUGAGUCGUCGGAGGCAGGGUUGUACCGAAGGCUGAGAAGCGUUGGUCAUGCGAAUGGAGAAACUUGAACUGGGACUGCUCAAAAUGUGUCAUUUCAUGUCCUGAUUUUGAGAUAUUGUAAUGGUUGCAUUUUUUUUUUUUGGAAAACUAUAUGUUUAUAUUUUGUAAUGGUAAAUCUUUUAUAAUGGUUUUUUUAUGAAA
Messenger RNA from Rhododendron vialii, 8557 nucleotides. RefSeq lists its product as uncharacterized. Gene Ontology annotation, molecular function: protein binding; ADP binding; ATP hydrolysis activity. The transcript is spliced from 23 exons. The record is from RefSeq and is a predicted model, not a curated record. The coding region runs from base 296 to 8197 and encodes 2633 amino acids. Lineage: Eukaryota; Viridiplantae; Streptophyta; Magnoliopsida; Ericales; Ericaceae.